CUGUGUCUGAAUGUGUUGCUGCAGUUCUGGUCAACGCCAACAUGGAGCUUUUCAAGAGUCUGUUUGGUGUGGUUGUUGUGUUGGUUUGUGAUGUUACUGCCCAGGGUUACUGGACACCACUUCAGCAGCAGCAUCAGUCUCAUUUUCUGUCUCUGCUGCCUCAGCAGCAAAAGGUUCCUCCAAACGCUGCUCCCUCUGACAAGUGCCAGGUGGAGGAUAGUAAGAAGAUUCAGUGUGGGAAUCCAGACAUUGAAGCCGUGCAGUGUGAGCACAUAAACUGUUGCUUUAAUGGGUGGCAGUGCUACUAUGGGAAAGCAGUGACCGUGCAGUGCACCAGGGAUGGCCAGUUUGUGGUGGUGGUGGCUCGAGAUGCCACCUUGCCUCACAUAGAUGUGGAUUCAAUCAGCCUAUUGGAAAAUAACGACCCAUCCUGUAACCCUGUAGACUUCACUGCUGCCUUUGCCAUCUUCCAGUUCCCUAUGACUGCAUGUGGUACUACAAUUACGGAAGAAGAUGGUUACGUGGUGUAUGAAAACCACAUGUCAUCUUCAUAUGAAGUGGGAGUUGGCCCCAGAGGCUCAAUCACCAGGGACAGUCACUUCGAGUUGUUGUUCCAGUGUCGCUACUCCGACUCAGCUGUGGAGGCUCUUGUCAUGGAGGUGAAUGAUCUUCCUCCACCUGUGCCAGUGGCUGCUGCUGGACUCCUAAGAGUGGAGCUCAGGCUGGGUAACGGACAGUGUUACUCAAAGGGGUGUGUGGAGGAUAAGGUGGCGUAUACUUCAUUCUACACUGCAGCUGACUAUCCUGUCACUAAAGUGCUGAGGGAACCUGUGUACGUCGAAGUGCACAUCCUGGAGCGGUCUGACCCAAACAUCAUCUUGAACCUGGAGCACUGCUGGGCCACCUCCACUCCUAAUCCCAACAGUCUGCCACGAUGGGACCUUCUGAAUAAUGGGUGUCCCUACCAUGAUGACCGUUACUUGACCACAAUGGUGCCUGUGGACAGCUCCUCUGGGCUUCAAUACCCAUCACACUACAAACGUUUCAUUAUUCAGAUGUUUGCAUUUGUGGCUCAGGACACCUAUACCCCACAGAAAGAAACGGUGUUUAUCCACUGUGCAUCGGUAGUGUGUUAUCCCAGCAGCACCCAGUCUUGUGAACAGCCAUGCCACCGACAACGGAGAGCUGUGGGGAGCAGAGUUUCCUCAGACCAGAGGGCUGUCGUCUCGAGCAGAGAAGUGAUUCUGACUGAGGAGGCAAAAUCUGCUCCAGUACCAAAUCUAAGAUGACUGUCCACUAGUGUCCAUGAGUUUUAAUAAAAGCUUGUUUGAAGCUCACGCGUA
Paralichthys olivaceus (Japanese flounder) is the source of this 1343-nucleotide messenger RNA. The record is from RefSeq and is a predicted model, not a curated record. Lineage: Eukaryota; Metazoa; Chordata; Actinopteri; Pleuronectiformes; Paralichthyidae.